This is a messenger RNA of Platichthys flesus (European flounder), 4678 nucleotides long. RefSeq names its product carbohydrate sulfotransferase 15-like. The transcript is spliced from 8 exons. Bases 325 to 1920 code for a protein of 531 amino acids. Gene Ontology annotation, molecular function: N-acetylgalactosamine 4-sulfate 6-O-sulfotransferase activity. The record is from RefSeq and is a predicted model, not a curated record. Gene Ontology annotation, biological process: hexose biosynthetic process. Lineage: Eukaryota; Metazoa; Chordata; Actinopteri; Pleuronectiformes; Pleuronectidae.
AAAGUCACACAUGUCGUCGACACAGCUCCAGCCGGUGUUCGGUCAGAAGGAGCGGUGUUCGCGCUGAGGAUACUUUCACUGUCACCGGUGGGUUAACUCGUUCCACGCAGCGGACAAUGGGCAUGCUGGUGUGACCUCCUCCGGCUCCACAGCUCAGGAGACACUCGUGGAACGAGACGACGCAGCUCCAGCGAGGCGUCGACAAAGACUGGACAGUAAGACAUGAAGACCUGCAGAUUAAAAACUGUGAUGGACGGACCCACAGCCUCCUGCAGGUGAAGCUUCAACUUUCAAAUUCCCUGGCUCCUGCUCUUCGAUGUCAUUAUGUCACAAUCAGACUGCAAAUAUGGGAGUGACCCCCACACGGAGCAGAGUUGGAUGCUCCUCAGCUCGCCUACGCAUCAGAAAUAUGGGAGAACGCCCGUCAGGACUUUUUUGGACUUCAGGCACACAAACCAGCCUGAAAAUCCGGACGUCAAGUUGACUCCCCUGCUGUCGCGGAGCGUCUCCAAAGUCCGACUGCUCAGUUUCCUCCUGUGCCUGGCACUGACCUUUCUCGUCAUGGCCUCCUAUAUCCUGCCCUGGGAAAAGACGGGACUUCUGUUCACCCCCUCACCCUUUCAGCUCGGACCUGUGCUCGUCCCGACCGGCACAUCAGAAAAAGAUUUGUCUGAAAAAACAUUAAUAGACAUGAAAUUGCUGGUGAAGAUCAUCAGCUUCAAAUUGGAAUACUCACCCAGGAAGGUGCCUGACAUAAAGGACGUCAUUGAAACUGAGGCUCCUUUGUUCUCUGUAGUUCCUCGCCAUUUCCUGCCGAGCAUCAAGAGCCCGUGCUGGUACGAGGAGUUCUCAGGCGACCUUGGCACUGAUCCCUACCGGAGGAACCUCUUCACGCUGCGCUCGAAGGGCUUCAAGACUGUGUGCGAGCAACUGAAGAUCGACUUCCACCGACACUUGUACCACCGGGACGGCGAAGUGUUUCGUCUGCGCUGCUUGCCGUACUUCUACAUCAUCGGCCAACCCAAGUGUGGCACGACCGACUUGUUUCAGAGACUGCGGCUGCAUCCGGAGGUCAGGUUCAACACCAUUAAGGAGCCGCACUGGUGGACCAGGAAACGCUUCGGUUAUAUCCAUUCCAAAGAUGGCUUCUUGGAAAGUUUUCCUGUACAGGACUACCUGGAUCUGUUUGACUUGGCAGCUGUUAACAUCCAAGCAGGAAUCAAUGGAAAUCUAUCUGGAGACCGCAGCGCGCUCCGGCUAAUAACAGGUGAAGCCAGUGCAUCCACUAUGUGGGACAACCAAGCCUGGAGCAACCUCCACGGAGGCGGGGAGGAUGCCGAGCCUCCGUUCCUGGCCCAGGACUUCAUCCACGCCAUCCAGCCCGGUGCAAAAAUCAUUGUCAUGCUCAGAGAUCCAGUGGAGAGGCUUUAUUCUGACUACCUGUACUUUACGGUGGGCAACAAGUCGGCAGACGACUUCCAUCUGAAGGUCGUGGAGUCCGUGCAGUUGUUUCACUCUUGCCUGUCUGAGAGGACAAUGCGUUACUGCGCCUACGACACCAGCCUCUCUAACGCCAUGCCGGUGAGGCUGAAUUUGGGGAUGUACGUCGUCUUCUUACUGGACUGGCUGACAGUUUUCGAUCGGGAGCAGAUUCUGGUUCUUCGACUGGAACACUACGCAGCCAAUAUCAAAGUGACAAUCAGGAACGUUUUUGACUUCCUGAGUGUAGAUCCUCUGUCUGAGCAGGUGGAGGCAGCAGUGACCAAACGGCCCAUGUCCAACACUCGGCGGGCGGCGGACAGGAACCUGGGUCCGAUGCUUCCUGUCACCAGGAUCCUCCUCAGGGAAUUUCACCAGCCCUUCAACCAUAAACUCGCCAGUGUGCUGUACAACAAGGCCUUUCACUGGAGUAACACCUGAAGGGGUGGACGUGGAAUAACUCCUGAUGGACGUGUAUGAGAAUGAGGAUCAUUUUUUAUGACCGCAGGACGGAGGUGUGCUUGUGCAGCCUGGUGUGCAAGCACGAGUCAAUGAGAGCAAAUACAGGCAGCGUCACUUUGAACACAAGAACGAUGAUGAGCACAGCAGAAAAUAUUUACCAGAAUAAACAAACUCACAGACGCCUGCUAUUGAGUUAAAAAGAGUUAAUGCUGGUCUCUCUGAGAUUUAACACCACGCCUGCAGAUGGACCCACACCAUAUCUCGCACAUGAGAUGCACACAAGUCAUGCAUUGUCACACAUUGUAGAAGUGGCGGUGGCACUUGAAGCUCUGCAGGUCAUCUUACCCCGUGCUGUCGUUGGCGCUUACACACGUGUGUCAUGUAAAGAUCUGAUGAGACAACCUUUUAUUCUUUAAGAUGAGGAAUAUGAAAGAGAAGAAUUACAUGAGUUGGAGAACUGUUUUUAAAUAGGGAUGUUUUGCUGCGCAGGGACCUUUAUCGCCUCCUAGAGGUCCGCAGCAGGAAGAGGUGGUGAGAGGGGUCAGAGUUUGUUUCUUUGAGAUCGUGCAUCGUGGUUGUAGUGAUUCCACUGAUGACAGGAGGGUAUCAGUAAACUUGGAUGAUUUAUUGAAUAUGUUCUGCUGCUAUUUGUGGGUUUUAUAGGAGGUCCUGGUGAGUAUUGAUGUCCCAUUCAAGCGUAUUGCUAGUAUUGGUGCUGAGGAAUGGACAAGCCUGUGAUCAUGGUUUCUCCAGUGAUGUGUAUUCGGGGUUGUGGGCAUGCUGGCCUCUGGAAUCUAUAAUUACGUCUUUCGUUUUAUGACCUUGUUUGCUAUUUGGAUAGGGAACAUUGAGUGGUUUGUGUAGAGGCACAAGAGUCAGGGUGAGAGUACACAAGUUAGGGUGACGCCUGUGUUGUGUGUCAGAGACUCUAUUAGCAUGUGUAGGGAUCAACGUUCAUGUCCAUCUGUUUAUUGAAGGGAUUAACACAUGGGCGUAGGCGUCAGGUGUCGUAGUGCGUGAUCAACAAGUGCAAGAAGCUAUAGCAGCAGCGGAGUAAGCACACUGUGUAGGGAAGUGUGUGGGUCUUUGUGAUAUUUAUUUGCUUUUGAAAGAAUGAUGAUAAUAAUACAAUUAGGUGGAUUUGUGUUUUAAUUUGAAGUUUUUAAUUGUACUUAGUCUUAUCCAUCACCGGAUGAUGGAUGCUAAUUUUAUUUAUUUUUAUUCCUUCUCUCUUGUUUCCACACACAUUCUCUCAUUCACACUUAUAUCAGACUUAGUGCUGUGUCACCAGUUACUUCUCAUGAAGUUCAUAUUGGGACUACUCAGAUCAGUUCCAUCAUCCAAAUCAUUACGUUUUUCCUCAACGUAUGUAAAGAAUUAAAAUUUUUAAUUAUUAAGUAUUAGUUACCUUAAGUCUUCAAUCAAUCUCCAAAACGCUAUCCUGAGGAGCAAAUAGGAAACUUAGUAAUAUCCACACAUUCCGACCUCUUACAACAUUAUAUUUAACCACCAAACUUCUCCUAGCCUUUAUUUGUAACAGAAUUCUUAAGGUCUUGCCGUUUUUUAAUUUGUGCCCGAUUCAAUGGGGUGUCUGGCUAGUGAAGCUCCUGACUCAUCAUUGCAGGCCGCCUCUUCCUCAAGUAUCACGCCCCAAUUCCAAAUUAGGUUGCACGGAUGCAAACUAUUGCUUGAGUCGUCUGUCUUUCCUCCAAUCUGAUUUAGUUUUAAGGGUUCAUGCACGUUUUAGCUUGUUUCUGUUGCGCCAAGACAGGGUCCCAGACCUCUCAUAUAUUUAGACUUUUUUUCUGUUACAACUUUCACAACCUUUGUUCCUUCCCUUGAUUUCACAUUGCUUUGGUGUACACUUUCAUUGCUUCCCAAAAACACAGGACUUAUUAUUUUACCUCCAUUCUCCUCUCCGCACACUCACAAUCUAUAUCAAUGUCUAUAUAACUAAGCAGAAUUUGUUUUAACAGGUUUCUGCUUACCUUUUGGUUUGGCGCCCUGUGAGUAUGUGGAGAAUCGAUCAGAGCGGCCUCGACCUUUGGGUCUCCGAUCUGUCUGGUCAAAACUUGCUUCGGGGUCACCAAAUAUGAGAAGAGCUGGUCUCGGUUUGGUUCAACAAGUAUUUAGAAGCAAUGACAAGGUAUGAAAAGGUACAGCAAAGCAAUGGGCACCCAACGCACAGCCCCUGCCCUCCAGCAGCAGAGGGCAAUCAAGAGUCAUCCAGAACGGACGGCGGUUGAAAUACUUAUAUCAGUAGGUAGAACUUGAUUGGUCAAUAACGAGGGGGAGUCGCCCUGGUUUAGACUUGGUUAUUCCUUGAUGGUGCACGGACGUGGUCCCAGCCUCUUGGCACUGGAAUCAGGAAAUUAUGAGGAGCCGCUCCCAGUUCGCCCCUCCUCUGACAGUUGCUGGGCAUAUCUUCACAUCCUGACAGUUUGAUUUUGUGUUUCACAAACAAGCCUUGACUCAGCUGAGGCCUUCUGGGUCGGUGUUGUUGUUCAUUGGAGUAAGGAAUAUUGUGUUCCUCCUUUAUCGGCUGUAUGUUCUGUGUGUGUAAACAUGUGAAUUUUCCAGACAAAACAAACGCCUUUCCUAUCUGCCCUCCAGAACCUGGGGCAGCUGCUUGAAUUCUUUCUAAGGCGUAGGUCACAGUUUAUUAUAAGGAAAGUGCAUUCAUGUAUGUGUGAUGAUGAAUAAAGCUAAGGGAAUAAAGCUUAUAAAGCUAAUAAAA